Molecule: messenger RNA, 2203 nt
Organism: Xiphophorus couchianus (Monterrey platyfish)
Lineage: Eukaryota; Metazoa; Chordata; Actinopteri; Cyprinodontiformes; Poeciliidae
Gene: qpct
Product: glutaminyl-peptide cyclotransferase
Exons: 7
Coding region: 46-1173 (375 amino acids)
Molecular function (GO): glutaminyl-peptide cyclotransferase activity; zinc ion binding
Source: RefSeq, a predicted model, not a curated record
CGCCUUUCACAUGAUCUGAAAGCUCCCUCUGAGAUAGAGACAGGAAUGUGGAAAGGAGCGACAACAUCGAUGGCUGAACGAAGCCAAAGGAUUUCCACAAUGCGUUCGUUUUAUGCUGCAUUAAUCGGGCUGGCAUUCAUCCUUCACACUCAUGGAGUCCCUUGGACAGAGGAAAAGCUCAGGCACAGAGCGCUUAAACUAAGUGAGGAUGAGAUCCGUACUGCCCUCUCUCACACCGAUCUGGCACAGAUGUGGCAGAGGGAUCUCAGGCCAUUGCUGGUUACCCGGUACCCGGGCUCUGCUGGCAGCCAGGCAGUUCAGGACCAUAUAAAAACAACACUCGGUUCCCUCGGAGCAGGCUGGGAAGUUACGGAGGACAGUUUUGAGUCACAAACGCCAUAUGGACCGCUGCCCUUCACCAACCUGGUUGCCACACUGAACCCAUCGGCCAAGCGCCACCUGGUUCUUGCCUGUCACUACGACUCCAAGUACUACCCCUCUGAGGGGCACGGGAGGGAGUUUCAAGGCGCCACAGACUCAGCUGUCCCAUGCACCAUGAUGUUGGAGCUGGCACGAGCCCUGGAUGAAGAACUGAAGACUCAGAAGAGCUCCAACUCCAAUCUGACCUUGCAGUUGAUCUUCUUUGAUGGUGAGGAGGCUCUUUUCCAGUGGACCUCCACGGACUCGCUGUACGGCUCUCGCCACCUGGCAGAGAAGAUGGAGAGCACCCCGCAUCCCGAAGGAGCCAGAGACACCAACCAACUGCAUGGCAUAGACCUGUUGGUUCUGCUGGACCUUAUUGGGGCCCCUCAUCCCAUCUUCGGAAACCAGUUCCCCAGCACCACCUCCUGGCUCACCAGACUGCAGGACAUUGAAAAACGUCUGCAUUCUAUGAACCAGCUUGUUGAGCAUCCUAACAAUGUGCAGUACUUCUGGCCUAAUCGUCCAGUCGGCCGUAUUCUUGACGAUCAUAUACCGUUCCUAAACAGAGGUGUUCGGAUCCUCCACCUCAUACCCUAUCCCUUCCCGUCUGUGUGGCACACAUUUGAUGACAACGAAGAAAACCUGGAUCGCUCCACAAUUCAGAACCUGAACAAGAUCUUUCAGGUUUUUGUUUUGGAAUACCUCAACACCAGGCCCAGCAUUCCUUCGAAUCCACAAAAUGCCCCAUGAGCCUUCCCAUCAAUGUAUUAUCGUGAUGUCAAGCUCUUCACCUGAAAGUAUGCACUAUGUUAUAAGUUGUAACUCCAUGUAUGCAGGAGUCACACAUAGACGUUUUAAUGUUUUCUUACUAAAGCAACCUAUUAUCUAAAUGCUUAAUAAAAGAGAUUAAAGUUUAAAUUAUUGUCAUUAUUUUUUAUGUUUUGCAACAAUAUAACUACAAACCUCAAUGUAUUUUACUGGGAUACUAUGUGAUUGACCACCAGAGAUUAGUGUAUAAUUCGAAAGUAGAAGGAAAAAGUCAUUUUUUUGUUUUUACAAAUAAAAUGUUAAAAAUUGUGACUUGCAUUAUUGUUAUAACUAAAUAAAAUCUAAACACAUGGAGAGUAAAUACAAAGGGGUCUGAAAACAAAAGGAAGCAAGACUUUUUUUCUUCUUCUAUUUUUAUGAACCGAACAAAAUCUGUCCUUUCAGAAUUAUACACUACCGUGUUUUGGUCUAUCACAUAAACUCCCAGAAAUAUAUUUUUGGGGGGGUUAAUGUGUCAUGAAUACUCUCACACAUCAGAUGAAAAGAUCACCAGUCUUUUCUGAUUCAGCUUUAAAUAUAUGAUUACCCGACAGGUCAAAGCUUGUGAUAAUUUUGUAAUGAACAUCUAAAGGCACAUCCCAAUUUUGAUGCCAAAUGCCAUCCUAUAUACCUGGAUCUGUGGGGUUUUUUGUUUGUUUUUUUUAGGAAAUAUUACUUGGCCACCCACACUGACAUGGCCCAACUGAGUGGAAUAAGGUUUUAGCAGCAGGUUAUUUAACAUUUUUUCACCCUCUGUAAAUCUGUUCAGUGUUUAGUCAGCAAACCUGCCAAAGGCAGGAAGUUGGGCUCAUUCUCACUGAAGCAACUCUCUCAAGCUCUUUACAUCCUGUCGUCUCACACAGAAAAGCAGAUUACUUCCUCUGCUGCUCUUUCAUGUGUCUGCUUUUGUUUAUAUGAAAUUGUUAGCCUGUUUCUAUCAUGUAAAGGGAACAACUAAUAAAUGUUUAUGCAG